Messenger RNA from Pundamilia nyererei, 3684 nucleotides. RefSeq names its product solute carrier family 12 member 9. Gene Ontology annotation, biological process: potassium ion homeostasis; chloride transmembrane transport; chloride ion homeostasis. Gene Ontology annotation, molecular function: potassium:chloride symporter activity. The record is from RefSeq and is a predicted model, not a curated record. Gene Ontology annotation, cellular component: membrane. The coding region runs from base 416 to 3268 and encodes 950 amino acids. Lineage: Eukaryota; Metazoa; Chordata; Actinopteri; Cichliformes; Cichlidae. The transcript is spliced from 13 exons.
UAAGACAAAAUGACAUUCCCGUGUCACAUGAUAUUCUUCUAUAUAGUUGUAUGAGAUGUUACGAUACAACAGUCGCUUGAUGUGGCAUUUAACAGAAUUAUAACGCUAUAGGAAAGGCCUACUCGUUUUAAAAUGUAGGUUUAACACGCAUUUGUAUUUUAUUUUUUUACAAUUAUUAACUUAACCACUGCUUUGCUAUGUAGGUAGGUAAAGUUGAUUCUUUUUGAUGAGGACUCGCCACUGAUACACUUGCUUCGGUUUUUGAAACGGUUGGAAUACGCUCAUUUGUACGCUCGAAGAUAUUCCACGAACCGGGCAGACUUGAAGAGUUAAACUCUGGUGUCUGAUCGCUCAAAUUUAUCCGGGACACUUUUUUAAUGAAGUUUUGAAAUCUAGUCCGGGAGCAGGUUUCGCCAUGACAGAGCGGACUCCUCUCCUCCACUACCGCCUCUCUACCAGCGUCAAUGAAUCCGAGCUGCGGUCACAGGCGGGCAGGCAGGCCCCGGUUCAUAACCCGGGCAGCCAAGGGCGGGGGGCUGCCCAGCAGAAGCAACAGAAGAAACUCUCCACCUUCUUCGGUGUAGUCAUCCCUACCUUGCUAUCGAUGUUCAGCGUGGUAGUCUUUCUCAGAAUAGGACUUGCAGUGGGACAGGCUGGGCUCUACCAGGCUAUUGCCAUGUAUGUUGUGGCCUACAUCAUCAUCUGUAUGACCGUGCUGUCUGUCUGCGCCAUCUCCACCAAUGGAGCCCUUGAUGCCGGGGGAGCUUAUUACAUGAUCAGCCGAGCACUGGGACCAGAGUUUGGUGGCAGCAUCGGCAUCAUGUUCUUCCUGGCUAAUGUGUGCGGCAGUGCUCUGAUGGUGCUCGGUCUGGUUGAAGCCAUCUUGUCCACAUUUGGAGUCCCUGAAGCUGGGAAUGUAGCCACUUCUCACUACCAGGUUCUUCCAUCUGGCUACUGGUGGUCUCUGCUUUAUGGCACUGGGAUUGCCCUACUGUGCCUGCUGGUGUGCCUGGUGGGAGCCCACAUUUAUGCCAAAACCACCUUCCUCAUCUUUGUGAUUGUUAUUGUUGUCCUGAUCACUGUCUUCAUCAGCUUCUUCGCCGUGCACCCUCAGUCUAUCACGCUUCCUGACCUGAAGCCCAAUGCGACGGGCCCCACCACAGCCAAUUUUACAGGCUUCAAGUUGGAGACACUGCUUGGGAACGUAUGGGCUGAUUACACUGUAGAUUACACAACGCAAACCACGAUGACCUUCGCCACCGUGUUCGCCGUCAUGUUCAACGGCUGCACGGGGAUCAUGGCCGGCUCCAACAUGUCAGGUGACCUGAAGAAUCCCAGCUACUCCAUUCCCCGGGGCACCAUCACAGCCGUAAUCUUCACCUUCAUCGUCUACAUCAUGCUCAGCGUGCUGGUCGCCUGCACCUGCGAUCGCCUUCUCCUUCAGAGGGAUUACAGUUUCCUGAGAGACAUCAAUGUUUGGCACCCCUUCGUCCUCAUCGGAGUUUAUUCCUCCACGCUGUCUGCUGCCAUGAGCAACCUCAUCGGGGCCUCACGCGUCCUCUACGCCAUGGCAAAGGAUGACUUGUUUGGUAAGGCGCUGUGGCUGGCUAAGAAGACAUCUCGCAGUGGCAACCCCUGGGUCUCAGUGCUGAUCUCCUGGUUCCUAGUGCAGCUGGUCUUGUUUUCAGGGAAGCUCAACACCAUCGCCAGCAUUGUGACCAUUUUCUUCCUGCUGGUGUACGCUGCUGUGGACUUGGCUUGCCUCGCCCUAGAAUGGGCCUCGGCACCUAAUUUCAGGCCCACCUUUCGUUAUUUCACCUGGCACACCUGCAUAUUGGGCAUCAUCGGUUGCGCCAUCAUGAUGUUCCUCAUCAAUGCCAUCUACGCCUCGGCCAGCAUCGCCUUCAUGCUCCUGCUGCUUCUGCUGAUUCACUACCUCAGUCCCACCUCCAGCUGGGGCUACAUCAGCCAGGCUCUCAUUUUCCACCAGGUGCGUAAGUAUUUGCUAAUGCUGGACGUGAGGAAGGACCACGUCAAAUUCUGGAGACCUCAGAUCCUGCUCAUGGUUUCCAACCCUCGCAGUAGCGUGGGCCUCAUCACCUUCAUCAACGACAUCAAGAAGAGCGGCCUGUACGUGCUGGGACACGUCCAGCUCGGAGACCUCAACACUUUGCCGUCUGACCCUCUGCAGGCCCAAUAUGAGUCCUGGUUGUCCCUGGUGGACCAUCUAAAUAUCAAAGCCUUUGUCAACCUGACCUUAGCUGAUUCUGUACGUCAUGGUGUCCAACAUCUCCUCUUCAUUUCAGGACUUGGUGGGAUGCGUCCUAACACCCUUGUCCUGGGUUUCUAUGAUGACUGUCUUCCAAAAGACAAACUGAUUGAUCCGUCAAUGUCGAGCACUCAGUCCACGGAUCCCUCAGGUCCUUCUCAGGAGCCUGAGCAACCUCCUCUCUUCCACUUUGUGUCCCUGCGGGGCUCUAGUAACAGACUGGACUAUGGUGAAUUUGGAGACGGAAAGGUUCUAGGGUCCCAGGAGUAUGUAGCUAUCAUUGCUGAUGCCAUGAAGAUGCUCAAGAACGUGGUACUAGCUCGAUACUUCAACAACUUUGACAGAGCCCAGGUUCUCUCACCUCCCUCCUGCACUCCCGGGAAGAGAGCUGUGUAUGUGGAUGUCUGGCCAGUCAACCUCCUACGCCCAGACAGCUGUAGCUAUGUGGAUACCUGCUCUCUAUUCCUGCUGCAGCUGGCAUGUAUCCUUAACAUGGUGCGGGACUGGCGCAAAGCUACACUGCGUCUCUUCCUGUGUGUUGAGAAGGGCCGAAGUGUGAGGGGCCCGGAGGAGAAGCUCAGCCAGCUGCUUAAGGAGUUGAGAAUUAAGGCUCAGAUCCACCCUGUGCCUUGGGAUCAGCAGGUGGCACUACACUGGCAGCGUCAAGGCAACUGGGGGAAGAAACAGCUGGAUGCUACUACGGAAGAGAAGAAGCUGCAACCUGAGGAGGAGGAGGAUGAGGAGAACGAAGAAGAUUACGUCAACAGCUUCCCAAGCAACGCCACACGUGUGUCAGAUGACUACCUUUCAGCUGUCAACAAGCUGAUCCUGGAUCAGUCCCGGCCCCAACCCGCUGUGCGUUUCUUGUACUUGCCACGCCCCCCAGCUGACACCCGCCGCUAUACUGCUUACCUGCGCCAGCUGGAGCUGCUGACUCAGGACCUUGGCCCUACGCUGCUCAUCCACGGCGUAACACCAGUCAUCACCACCGACCUUUGAAACGGCACGCUCGAUGAAGUGUGCUUCACACACAGAGUUUUCUUGAAUUCACUGAAGGUGUGUGGACCUCGGAGCUGCCUUUGUCUGACCUGUCCACCCAACAGUAGUUCAACAAAACACCUCGUCACUCACAGAGACCGUCUGCACUCCCUUGCACAUUUUACACUGACACAGAACAAAGUCGUCAGUUUCAACUUGACUGUCUACAUAUUUACCAUUUCUUUAUUUUAUAUGUGCACUCCAGUAAAAAUUCUAGUAUUCCAAUCAAGCCCCUGAAGGCACCAUCAUAUCCCAUUUAUGGACCUCAUUUCAAUAUAAGAUGAGUACAAUCAGAUGAUGAUUGGAUUUACCAAAAUAAUGUUUUCAGGGGAAAAGCAGGAGGUGAAUGUUGAAAAAGUAGAGCCAGUCAAUCAAAA